Salvia splendens (bonfire salvia) is the source of this 1188-nucleotide messenger RNA. RefSeq names its product polygalacturonase. Bases 1 to 1188 code for a protein of 395 amino acids. Gene Ontology annotation, molecular function: polygalacturonase activity. The transcript has 4 exons. Gene Ontology annotation, biological process: carbohydrate metabolic process. NCBI's taxonomy places the organism in Eukaryota, Viridiplantae, Streptophyta, Magnoliopsida, Lamiales, Lamiaceae. The record is from RefSeq and is a predicted model, not a curated record.
AUGGCCAUUUCAAGAAUAUUCCUAAUUCUCACAUUGUUUUACUACUUUUCAACAUCAAUUCUAGCAGCAAACCCUACCUACCAUGUGCUUUCCUACGGUGCAAAAGCAGACGGAAAAUCCGAUUGCGCCAAGGCCUUUGAAGCUGCCUGGGGCGCUGCCUGUGCCAUAACGUCUCCGGCCACCAUAUAUGUGCCGCAGGGGAGGUACAUCUUGGGAAACGCAUAUUUCGAAGGCAAUGAGUGCAAAAAUAAUGCCAUAACCAUACAGAUUGAUGGGACUCUUACUGCUCCAUUUGAUUACAAUGUCAUUGGUAAUAGUAACCACUGGUUGACGUUCAAAAAGGUCACCGGAGUUUCUAUCCGCGGUGGAACCCUAGAUGGUCUUGGCGCCAAUUUGUGGGCCUGCAAAGAUUCCGGCAAGACGUGUCCAGAAGGAGCAACGUCUAUGGCGUUUCUCAAUUCGAACAAAAUAAGCAUCAACGGAUUAACCUCCAUUAACAGCCAAAAGUUCCACAUGAUCUUCGAUGGCUGUAACGACGCAAAACUCCAAAACAUCAAAAUCUCUGCGCCCAACGAAAGCCCCAACACCGACGGAAUUCACAUUGCGCGGUCGUCAUUAGUUAGCAUCACCAACUCCCGCAUUGCCACCGGCGACGACUGCAUCUCUAUGAGUCCUGGAACAUCCAAUGUGUUUAUCCAAAAUGUCGCUUGUGGCCCGGGCCAUGGCAUAAGCAUUGGAAGUCUAGGUUGGGUAUUGAAUGAAGCAGGGGUGGAAAAUGUGACGGUGAAAUCGUGUGUUUUUAGUGGAACACAAAAUGGUGUGAGGAUAAAGACGUGGGCAAGGCCUAGCAAUGGAUUUGUUAACAAUAUUUAUUACGAGGAUCUCACUAUGGUUAAUGCUAAAAACCCUAUUGUCAUUGACCAGAACUACUGCCCCAACAAUCAAAAUUGUCCCAAACAGUCGUCGGGUGUGAAGAUUAGUGGUGUGACGUAUAAAAACAUACUUGGAACAUCGGCGACGGAACUUGGAGUGAACUUGGAGUGCAGUAAAACAGAACCGUGCACCGGAAUUACGUUAGAUAACAUAGUGCUAAAACACAAGAAUGAAGCAGCUAAUGUUGUCUGUGAAAACGCCGUUCAGAAUAUGAACGGAGUAGUCAAUCGAUUGAAAUGUCAACCUAAGAAGUAG